AUGCUGCGCGAAAUCGAUUGCUCCGUCACAGUUCCGUAUUGGGAGUCGGCUGAGGAGGCGAAUAAUGCGUUGGCAAGCGAUUUGUGGAACAAAGAUGAUCAUGGCUUUGGUGGAAAUGGUACUGGGUCAUCGAAUUGCGUUCAAGAUGGACCAUUUAGGGCCGAAGUAUGGUCAGUUAUUGAGAGUGCUGGUGGAGGCUGCUUGAAGAGGAAUUUUAACGGCCGUUUUCCCGAUUGCAUCGCCAUCAUGGAAGCACUGCUGGAAUUUUCGAACGCAACCAGUUUCGAAGAUUUUGAAUAUUUCUUGCAUCGAGAAUUCCACGAUGCUGUGCAUUGCGCGAUUGGCGGACAAAUGUGUACCGAAGAUUCCGCAUCAUCCCCGGAGUUCUUCCUUCACCAUGCUUUUGUGGACAAACUUUGGUCAGAUUGGCAGAGGCAAGGUUCGGAACACACGAAGAACGAGCAUUUCACAUCGCAGACCGUCGCGAUGCCCGCCUCGAGUUACUUGUCGAAAGAUCUUUUGGACCUCAGCAAACAACCCGAUUGUGUGUGCGUGAAGUAUCGUGAUCCUGACGACGAAAUCUACCAGACCCUUUUGGCAUUCUCGAAGAAACAAAUAGAAGACAUGCCGAGAGUGAAAUUACCCCCUUACCCAGAACAUGCGAGAAAAUUGUUCGGAGUCACCGACAAGGAUUUACAAAGAAUGGAGAAAAUCAGAUCAUUUUUACAGCCCGUGAACGUGCUGCGCGAAGAUGAGUUGACUGGUCAGGAUCGGGUGCUGGGGUUCAAGAAAGAAGAUUUAGCCAAGGAGUGGGCAAGAACCGUUGGACUUGAAAGAUCAAGAAAGAACAGAAGAGACAAAGAAAGCGACGAAUUUUAACUCUGCAUGCAAAUACAGAAAUAAUCUUAGUUUCAAACAAAAUCAUGUCAGCUGUGAAACUUAGCUGAUACACACACAUACAUGAUAGUAAUAGGUAUAA
Messenger RNA from Dendronephthya gigantea, 979 nucleotides. RefSeq names its product putative tyrosinase-like protein tyr-1. Gene Ontology annotation, molecular function: oxidoreductase activity. NCBI's taxonomy places the organism in Eukaryota, Metazoa, Cnidaria, Anthozoa, Malacalcyonacea, Nephtheidae. The transcript has 4 exons. The record is from RefSeq and is a predicted model, not a curated record. Bases 1 to 879 code for a protein of 292 amino acids.